Messenger RNA from Aspergillus tanneri, 1581 nucleotides. It is a transcript of the gene PFA3, whose product is annotated as DHHC family palmitoyltransferase. NCBI's taxonomy places the organism in Eukaryota, Fungi, Ascomycota, Eurotiomycetes, Eurotiales, Aspergillaceae. Gene Ontology annotation, molecular function: palmitoyltransferase activity. The coding region runs from base 1 to 1581 and encodes 526 amino acids. The transcript is spliced from 2 exons. The record is from RefSeq and is a predicted model, not a curated record.
AUGGCAACGCUGGCCGCGUCUCCUCCAUCAUCCUCGUCCUGGCCGAAACGAAGACCCCGAGCCUGGGCUCUCCGAUGUGAGCGCUACUGCUGUGCAGCCGCAUCCUACUUUCCCCUCGCAUUUGUUUAUAGUCUCACGACAUGGGCGGCUUAUGUGGAAGCUAGUAUAAGCCUGAAGCCUUCGCAAAGCUCUUGGAUCGGUUUGCCAACUUCGAUCCUCGGCAUAUUUCUCUACAUAUGUCUUAAUGCUUCGUAUACAGUUGCUGUUUUCACAGAUCCCGGAUCCCCCUCCUCGUCUGCCAAAGGAAAUAGUCGGCAUCAAUAUAGCGCCCUACCUGUGACCGAACUUCCCGAAUUUACCGCAUAUACCGUGAGUUCGACGGGCGGGUCCCGAUAUUGCAAGAAAUGCCAGUCUCCCAAGCCGGAUCGCACCCACCACUGCUCUACGUGCAAACGAUGCGUUCUGAAAAUGGACCACCACUGUCCGUGGUUGGCGACCUGCGUCGGGCUCUACAACUACAAAGCCUUCCUCUUAUUCCUUAUCUACACAUCGCUGUUCUGCUGGGUGGAUUUCUUCGUGGCAUCGAUGUGGAUAUGGACCGAAGUGAUCAAUGACACCCGGUAUAUAGAUACAAUUCUGCCGGUGAAUGUCGUCCUGCUGGCUAUCCUGGGCGGCAUCAUCGGGCUGGUAUUGUCGGGAUUUACCGCUUGGCAUAUCAGUCUCGCCGUUCGUGGUCUGACGACGAUCGAGUGCUUGGAAAAGACACGAUAUGUUUCACCCUUGCGAAAAGCGCUGGACCGCCACCGAUUCCCGCAUCAUAGCAGUGGUUCGGGGGACGACCCCAACAGCUUGACCCACCGUCUUCAGGAUUAUGGAAACCAGAUCCUCGACGCCCAUGCCAAUGCGAUCCCGGGAGUGACACGGCCGGAGGAAGGGGAGGAGCGGGCCUCUCCACCUACUUUGCGGUCCGCAGGGGACGACGGCCGUACACCGGCCCAACAAGCGCUCUCCCGGUCCUACGCGGAACUGGAAAGAGAACGUGAACAUGACCGAUACCAGGCCUACCUGCACGAGCAGGAUAAUGAGAAAAUGCCCAACGCAUUCGACCUAGGCUGGCGCCGGAAUCUCCUCCAUCUAUUCGGACCGCGACCACUUCUCUGGCUGGUUCCGGUACGCACGACCACCGGGGAUGGUUGGCACUGGGAACCGAGUGCCAAAUUCAUCCAGGCGCGAGAGGAAAUCCGACGACGCAGGGGGGAGGAGGAAACAGAACAGCAGGAGUGCCAUCGGGAGCUGUACCAGCGCAACAUGAACAACAGCCAGGCGUGGGGAGUCGACGCCCAGCCGAGUCAACCACUGAAUAUCUACCGGGAACCAGAGCGACCGGACACAGGAGUCUCGAUGAAGACGCUGGCUCCGAUGUCCCCGCGACCUCGACCGGGGGAAAGCGAUGACGAAGACCAGGUUGAGGAGAUACAGAAUCUGCUACCCAGCCAGGGCAGUACGAGACGUGCCUACCAGGCGGGUGACCGGAGUCAGGAUGCCAUCAGCAAACCUGACGAAUGGCGGGACUGGGAAUGA